AUGGAGAAAUAAUAGUAGCCAUCAGCCAACUAAACGCCAUAGAAAUCAAUCAGAAAUUCUUCGAAUGAUUCCUCGCACAAGGCUAAAAUAAAUCCGCCAUUCAUGACUCCAGUAUUAAAACUUCAUCAUUAAAGCAUUAACGGGGUUAAGAAGACAUCACAGCAUCAUCACCAUGAUUCUUAAUCCAAUCUGUCCCCAGCCAAGAAAAUCUAAAGUAGCGGGAGACUUCAGAGUGAUAAACCCAGUAGACUCAAGGAUGGGUAGAGUGGCUAUAGUCAGCAAAGCAAUAACCCUACUCCAAACAGUUCUAUCAAAUUUACUAAUGGAAGUGGAAAGCAAUCAUAGUUGGAGGUCAGAAAACUUAACAAUAUACCAGGAAUUGCUUUAGGUGGGCCUAACUAAUCUAAUUAGAAUAAGAUUGGGAGUCCAGACAAGAGAAGCAGACAAAUGACUCAUGCGAUGCUAAAUCAAUCUAUGUCAGAAAACAACAUUAAUGAUAUUGCUAAUUCGUCCUAAUUCAUUGAUGAUCCCAGAAAUUAAUCAAUGUUGAACUCAGCAAGGGAUGAUAAACUAAAUAAGAGACAGAUUUACUUUAGUUCCAAUGAAAGACUAGACUUGAUUAUUUAAACUUCACAGCAAUUGUAGACAAUACCAUAAGACUAACCUUUUGAAGAUGACAAUUAAGUGUUUAGCUCUUAAGAGUUCUUCGGUAAUAACAAUAAUCAUCAGGAAGAGGAGAAACCUGAAAUCAUGUCACUGAGUUCUUCAUAGUACUUUCAUGGGCGAAAUGCUCAGCUGUAUGCAAUGUUUAUUGAGGAGGGGCAUAUGAGAAAGCAAUCUUAAUCUACUGAAAAACUAAUUAGCACCAAUCAUAACUAGAUUAACUUUAUAGGAAGAAAUUAGGAUCCUAAUAAUUCUUCAAUGAGUUCUAUCAACUUUAAGCAGCGUAGAAGCAGAACUUAAAGAAAGGAGAUGCGCUAAAUGUCCUCAGAAGCUACUUCUCGUCAUAACACAAAUAAGAAAAAUGCGAAUCAGCCAGAUCAAGCACAUUAACAAAAUCCAGGGCUUAUUGAAAUAGGCGAUUAGAAGAUUAAAAUUGAAGACUUGAUAGUGAACCACUCAAUAAUUGAGCUUGAGUAGGAAGCGCAUAGAGAUAAAACUGGUGGGAAAGAUUUGCUUAAGUUGAAAUUAACAACUUAGCCUCCACAGGCUGAAGACUUUGACAGCUAGAACAACUUGGUGAGUUAGUCCUUCAGAAUUAUUGAUGAGAUUAAUACAGUAGAUGACUUUGCUAAAUCACUAAUCAACAAUAAUCUAUUGCAGGAAAGUCACCGCAAGGACUCAUCAAUCAAUAACACUUUUGAUUAGCCUCAUAUUAAAGAUAUAAAAAACAACAUUAACAAGGCCGGCAACUUUCAAGAUGAAAAGCUUAGUGUUGAUUUCGUUCAAGAAUUCAAUGCACUUAACACCUCAUAUCAAUAAACUAAUCAUGUCCAAGAUAAUUCUGUGAAUUACAUGUCUUAAGGAAAUUAACUAAAUAACAAGCAAACCAAUAACAACUAUUUGUCUUAAUAAAAGAUAAACACUGAUUAUGACACUGAGUAGCAAAUCGUGAAGCCUAAUCAUACUUCAGUAAUGAAGCAUGUUAAUUAUAAGGAAUCCACGAACAUCCCUUAAUCAGUCAAACACAGCAAUGCGAAUCCUGGCUUAGGUGGUAUAUAGAAUAAUGCGAAUGCAGGAGUAUAAAAUCUAAAUGAAGAUAUCAAUCACCUAGAAUUGGCUUAACUCUAUGGUUAAAUUUCAAUGUUUGAUCAGCUUACCGAUUACAAUGAAUAUGACAAUGAUGAACAGUAGAAUUUCUCACCCACUAGAAAUAAGAAACAAACAUCUGAUGAUGGAGAGGAUAGAGGGGAAGAUGAUAUAGAUGAUGAGCAGUCUAAUAAUCUGAGACAGUAUAGACAUAGAAUUUAAGAUAUAAAUGAAGAUAUUCAAAGUGAUAUUGAUUAUGGCGAAGAUGGUGAUGAAAAUGUUGGAGAAUCAAGUAAUAAAGUUCACAAUCUAUAAGUUAACACAAAUCAUGACAAUAGCAAUCAUAUGGUUUUCUAAGAUAAUGAUGAUGAUCUAGGAUCACUCAUUCAAGUCGAAGAAAAAAUACUUCAGCAGGCCUAAUCUAUUAAGCCAUCAGCAUCUUAACUAUAAGUACCUUAAAGCUAGAUUUUAGAGGACUCAAGUAUUAUUGAAUAGGAAUAGGACUACAUUAUAUAGAUGACUCCAAUGAAUUAGCAGUCUAUCUUUUAAGAUGAUGAAAUAAUAGCUAAGUAAUCACAAUAGAUAACAGCAAUGGUAGAUAAGAUUUAGCAGAUGUCUACUAAAAUGCAAGGUUUAGAGCUGCAAGUACAGUAACAAGCUCUAUAAAUUCAAGUAAGAGAAAAUAAGUAUAAUGAGAUUGCCAAGGAAAAAGAGGCUUUGCAGACAAUCAUUUAGGUUAAAGCUGAAUAGGAAUAGGCUAGCCAAUCUUAUAUUGCUAAGUUGAAAGAAGAAAAUAAAGAUAUUUUAAACAAGUUGAGUCUUCAGGAGUCUACAUAUAUAGAAAUAUAGAGCUAAAAUGAGGAACUCAUUCAAGAAAAUCAUGUUUUGAAAGCAAAACUAACACAUUUCUUUACACUGUAAGAGAGCUUUUAAAAUUAAUAAAGAUCUGCUCCGACUCUCGAUGAUUAAAUUCUCAACUCAUCUCCUUCUUUUAAGAGCCAACAGAUAAGCUUUAGGAAAUACAAAAUAUAGAGCAGUAUAGUCUCCCCAAAAGAUUAGAAUAACAUUCUCAACAAGAUUAACAAUUGCGAGGGGAUAUAGUAGCUUAAGAAAAGUGCGUAGCGAAAGGGAAGUCGUUAAGAUGAGAAAAGAAAUAGCUCUUUAAUUAAGUAAACUCAUGAAUCCUUUACAUCUUAACAAUCAGGUAGGACUAUACUCGAGCGAAUAAUAUCGUAAAAAUCAGAUACAAAUCUCAAGUUAUCUAUGAUUGCUCAAGGCUUUUCAAUGUCUCAUCAUAAACCUAAGACAACAGAAGCAAUGAGAUUGUCUUAACAAAUCAUCAAUUAAAGCGCAAAUACCAACAUAAAAUAAUCUAUUCAUAGUACCCCUAAUAAAAUAAGCAAGACUAAUAUGAAUGCUCACAGAUAAGGCUUCUUUGACAGUGGAUCUAAACGUUCAAGCUAAGUCAUUAAAAAUUCUAAUAGUAAUGUAUAAUCAAGUGGUAAAGUAACAGUUAGUGCUUUUGCUGCUAUUAAGAUGUAAUCAGAGUAAAAUAUCACCAGAGAUCAAAAGCUAAUAAACACCCCAGAGCAAUUCAAUGGCUAGGCAAUCUAUUAGAUCAAAGAGAAAAUUAGCCAUAAUAAACAUAGAACCUCUCCUUUGAAGAAGCAUGGUAGUGAGGGGUCAACUAAAUACUGA
This is a messenger RNA of Stylonychia lemnae, 3447 nucleotides long. Lineage: Eukaryota; Ciliophora; Spirotrichea; Sporadotrichida; Oxytrichidae. The record is from the annotation of a GenBank genome assembly.